UUACAUGGCAUUCUAAAUGAAUCGCGAGUGAGGCCCCGAAGUUCUGCUGUCCGUCGGAUCAUUGCUUUACUCUGAGUGUAUUUUGGAAUGUGUAUGACCAUUGACAGUCCAUAACCUUCCUUACGCUCCUCCCAUCAGCCAUGCUGCAUCCGCCUAACCUGUCCAUCUCUGACAACAUGCAGCUCGUCCUCAGUGCUGCGGCUUGUCUUGGAAUAGUAGGAGUCAUUGCUCGCGUUUAUCUUCCUACAUCAAAGAGUGGCUUUCCUCUUCCACCAUCCCCUCCCAAGGCUUGGGGACUUCGUGGGCACUUCCUGCCGCCUCGCAGCCCAUUUCUCACUGUAGCGGGAUGGGUUGAGGAAUACGGUCCUCUAAUCACCAUCCGCUCAAGAUUUGAGAACAUUGUCAUUGUUGGCGGUUACAAGGCCGCAGUAGAUAUAAUGGAGAAUCAGGGAAAGUCACUAGCUGAUCGUCCUCGCAUGGUUGCUGCUGGUGAAAUCUUUAGUGGCAGUGUCAGCCUCGCCUUUCUACCCUUUGGGGAAAGGUUUCGUUCCAUGCGCAGAGCACUCCAUACGCAUCUUCAGCCUAAGGCAGCUGGGGCUUAUGAGCCCCUGCAAAUGUCACACGUGAAGAAUACUGUUCUCGACAUCCUUGAUGAUCCAGACAACUUUCAGAACCACGUGCAAACUUAUGGUGCGAUGACAAUUAUGAAAGUUGCAUAUGGGAGGAAUACACCCACACUUGCGACUGAUCCUGAAGUCAUUGAGCUCAAUGAACUCGUCAAGAUGGCUGGUGCAUUCGUGCGCCCUGGUGCUUACUUGGUGGACACGAUCCCUUGGCUCAAAUACCUUCCUUGGUACGGCCGAGACUUAAAACUGGGGUUUGAGAGAAGCAUGAAAUUCAACAUGACUCACCUGAACCGCGUGAAAGCGCAAAUGAGUAAUGAGAAUAUCGGCCCUUCGUUCACGAAAUGUAUGCUAGAAAGCGGCGAUUUGACAGAGGUUGAAACGGCCGCUCUUGCUGCCACCUUUUUUGGAGCUGGAUCAAAUACGACUGCUGUGGCAAUAUGCACGGUGCUCAUGGCAGCCGCUUGUUUCCCGGAGGAGCAAGCUACAGUUCAGGCAGAGCUCGACGAGGUCAUCGGAAGACACCGAGCGCCGACCUUCGCCGACCUUGAAUCUCUUCCUCGCCUACACGCCUUCAUUUCUGAGGCUUCAAGAUGGAGGCCCGUGGCUGCCAACGGGUUGGCUCACCGAGCAAACAAAGACGUGAUUUGGGAAAACUAUUGUAUUCCAGCGGGGACUACGGUAAUCGGCAACCAUUGGGCCAUUUCUCGAGAUCCAGAAGUCUAUCCUGAGCCUCACGCGUUCAAGCCUCAGCGUUGGAUCGAUGACCAAGGUCGCCUGAGAGACGAUCUAAAAUUCUUUGUCUAUGGAUUUGGUCGGCGUGUAUGUCCCGGUCAACAUGUCGCGAACAGAUCGGUGUUCAUCAACUCGCUCCUUAUUCUUUGGGCCUUCCGGCUUACUCUGGAUCCUACGAAGCCAUUGGAUGACAUGGCGUACAUGAACGGGGAGAUGUUUAAACGGCCGUGCGCAAUUGAGUUUGAGACGAGGAUUCCGGAAACGGAUCUCAGGCGCAUAAUGCAGAAUUAUCCUGAGGUUGCAGGAGAAACCUCGACGCUUGGAUGAUAGCGCCGCCCCUGGGGAGGUAACGAAGAACCGGUUCG
This is a messenger RNA of Suillus paluster, 1723 nucleotides long. Its product is annotated as cytochrome P450. Bases 141 to 1685 code for a protein of 514 amino acids. Gene Ontology annotation, molecular function: iron ion binding; monooxygenase activity; oxidoreductase activity, acting on paired donors, with incorporation or reduction of molecular oxygen. The transcript is spliced from 13 exons. NCBI's taxonomy places the organism in Eukaryota, Fungi, Basidiomycota, Agaricomycetes, Boletales, Suillaceae. The record is from RefSeq and is a predicted model, not a curated record.